AUGGGCUCGGAACUUGGAAUCACCGCUAGCACGGCGGAUCUCAUCGUGCUCUCGCCAGUGAGUAUCUGGUGGGCUACCUGGGCUUGUGUCUGGACGGUCGCCAUCGUGUGCGGCGUAACAUAUCUGAUUAUCCAUCGAAAUGCACCAACACUCCGCAUCCGUGGCCUCGGUCUAUCACUCUCUGCUAUCUUUCUUCUGCACUUAUACUGGGCCGUCUGCCAAUUUGGAGUCAUGGUCGGUGCACUCCUGCCCGGAGACGCCCAGUUCUGGAUCAUGGGAACUUUUCUCCCAUUAGGCCUUUCCUUGUUCCACGCAUCGAACGCUCGUUUCCUUCACGUUGCAAAGCUUCAGAAGAAAUACGCCCAAUACGGCCACCGUCUUUUUGAAGUCCUACCCCAGGAAACCCCCAAAGGCCUGGUGAAUCGGUUCCGCGCUCUUAGAUACAACACCAAGGUUCUCACCAUUGUUGGUGUUGGCAUGUUCCUUCAAGUUUUCCUUACCAUCCUCAUGUGGGUCAUUUCUCGCAAGUUCCACAGCUCCUGGGGUAUUCCCGGCACCGAAGUUCACGGCUCAGCCAUGGCACAAAAGACCGCUCAGGGCAGUGGAUGGGAGUGGUGGCCCAGUGUUUUUUACCAGCUGCUCUGGGCUUGGGUCAUCGCGCCCAUUGUUCUCUGGAAAUCUCGCAACAUCAAUGAUACCCAGGGCUGGCGAACGCAAACCAUUGGCUGUGCUCUUGCCAACCUCCAUGGAACACCAAUGUGGCUGAUUGGUCUUUACGUCCCGGCCAUGGCACCAGUCAAUGCCGUCUUCAUUCCUCCUCAAUGGAUCUGCUUGUCCAUCUGGUUCAUGGAGAUCUUCACAGUUUUCGUCCCCUGCUACGAAGUCUUCCGCUCCAAAUCCCUCCGCCAAGAGACCCUCGACUCCAUCGCCCGAUGGGAACUAAAGGUCAAAUCCACCGGCUCUGAAGAAAAAUCCCUAAACUCCCAGUCCACCAUGGUCGAAUCCUUCUUCUCGGGCUGGAAAUCCACCAACAACUCCAUCAAGUCAACCGGCUCCCGCGACAGCAUCCUGACCAUGCACGCGCUCGAGCACGUCCUCGAACGCAACCCAGCCCCCCUGCAAGAAUUCUCCGCGCUCCGCGAAUUCUCCGGCGAGAACAUCGCUUUCCUGACCGGCAUCGCCGAGUGGAAGAGCUCUCUCCCUGCCGCCCUGAAAGACGCGGCUUCCGAAGAACAGCCUUCCGAAGAAGCUGUGCGCGAGUCGUUCAACCGCGCUCUGCACCUGUACGCGAAGUUCAUCAGUGUCCGCCAUGCAGAGUUCCCCUUAAACAUUUCCUCGCAAGAUCUUAGCGCCCUCGAUCACAUCUUCGAGAAGCCUACGAGUUUGCUAUAUGGUGACGAGCGCGAGCCCAACCAGGUCAGCCCAUUUGAUAAGUUUGCUUUUGAUCUUCCGUCGCCUACUCUAUCUACUUCUUCUGAGAAGGGAUUGAGGGCUUCGUCGUCGGAGAUCAAGGAUCGAGUUCGGUUCUGGGGCCAGAUCCCGGAGGGCUUUGGUGCGACUGUGUUCGAUGAUGCCGAGAAGAGUAUCAAGUACCUUGUGCUUACCAACACGUGGCCCAAGUUUAUCAAGGACCGCCGGACGUCUAUUGAAUCUUUUGAGACCUUGAAGCCUGGUAUGGACGUCUAA
Messenger RNA from Penicillium verhagenii, 1686 nucleotides. RefSeq lists its product as uncharacterized. The transcript has 3 exons. The coding region runs from base 1 to 1686 and encodes 561 amino acids. Lineage: Eukaryota; Fungi; Ascomycota; Eurotiomycetes; Eurotiales; Aspergillaceae. The record is from RefSeq and is a predicted model, not a curated record.